AUGUUCAUCUACUCCCCGCCCUUCACCUCAAUCCACCUGCUAAACAUCAUAGUUCAAUUCGUCUUCGACUUUUGCCUGUACAAAUUCUGCAAUUCUUCCCCCCAGUCUAUUUACUACCUCAUCCUCAGCUCCUUCCUCGCCGGCUCCCUCCAUCCUUGCGCCGGCCACUUUAUAGCGGAACACUAUUUUUUCUCAAAAACUGGCGCAGGAACCGAAUCGAUCGAGGAACUGCGGCGACAGAAGAGUGAUAACCAAGAGGCGGAUAAGCCGGCAGGAGAUGCUUCAUCCCCACUGGCGAACCUCACCCCACCAGAAACAUAUUCGUACUACGGUCCUUUGAACCUCCUAACUUACAAUGUCGGUCUGCACAACGAACAUCAUGAUUUUCCAGCCGUGCCAUGGACCAGACUGUAUGCUCUACACAAUAUUGCCAAGGAAUUUUAUGAACCUCUCCCAUCGCAUCGUAGCUGGGUCUGGGUUAUUUAUACCUUUAUCUUGGACUCAAAUGUCGGAUUGUGGUGUCGUGUAAAGAGGGCUGAAGGUGGCAGAAUUGUAGGAGGAGGCGGAGGAGGAGCUACUGCUGCUGGUGAUGGCGGCGGGUGGAAGGAAUCUGAGAUUCAAAAUUGA
Histoplasma mississippiense is the source of this 627-nucleotide messenger RNA. RefSeq lists its product with no specific name. Lineage: Eukaryota; Fungi; Ascomycota; Eurotiomycetes; Onygenales; Ajellomycetaceae. The coding region runs from base 1 to 627 and encodes 208 amino acids. Gene Ontology annotation, molecular function: sphingolipid delta-4 desaturase activity. The transcript has a single exon. Gene Ontology annotation, biological process: ceramide biosynthetic process. The record is from RefSeq and is a predicted model, not a curated record.